This is a messenger RNA of Gekko japonicus, 1328 nucleotides long. It is a transcript of the gene FDX2, whose product is annotated as ferredoxin 1-like. The record is from RefSeq and is a predicted model, not a curated record. Bases 54 to 416 code for a protein of 120 amino acids. NCBI's taxonomy places the organism in Eukaryota, Metazoa, Chordata, Lepidosauria, Squamata, Gekkonidae. The transcript is spliced from 5 exons. Gene Ontology annotation, cellular component: mitochondrion. Gene Ontology annotation, biological process: P450-containing electron transport chain; positive regulation of oxidoreductase activity. Gene Ontology annotation, molecular function: 2 iron, 2 sulfur cluster binding.
GGCGGCGCCGCUUCCACACUGCGGUAACCUAUCAGGCAGAAGAUGAGAAUUGUAUGGCGGAAAUAGUGAACGUGGUGUUUGUCGACCGAUCUGGGCGAAGGAUCCCAGUCCAAGGCAGAGUUGGGGAUGACGUGCUGCGCUUGGCUCAGAAGAACGGCAUCGACCUGGAAGGCGCCUGCGAAGCUUCUCUGGCCUGCUCCACCUGUCACGUCUACGUGAGCCACGACUUUGUGGACAAGCUUCCCACCCCGGAUGAACGGGAGGAUGAUAUGCUGGACCAGGCCCCCUUGCUCCAGGAGAACUCCCGCCUGGGCUGCCAGAUCGUCCUCGGCAAAGAACUGGAAGGAGCGGAGUUCACCCUCCCCAAGAUCACGAGGAACUUUUACGUGGACGGGCACGUCCCCAAGCCGCACUGAGGGCGCCGGAGCCGAGAGCCGGACCGUUUAUCCUCCAGAGCGGGGCCGACCUGGGUCGUCUCCGGAGGCUUUGGAGAGAGCGAGGCAGGCGUGUGGUGGAAGCAGGUGAGAUUUUAAAAAACGGAAAACACGUCUGGUGCUCCGGGAGCAAAGAAGACGGCGCGGAGGAAAGGGGUGCACUUCUGUAAACUGUGGCUGGCCGACGCGCGGUCUCCUUCCUAGCCCCGAAACGAUGCUGAAAGAGGCCCUCCGAUGCCAGUUGGCUCUCCCGAAAAUCCUGCAGGCAGCUGACUUGGCCCCAAAGAGAGAGAAGGAGCAGCAACACAGCGCCUCGUGUCUUUUUAAGGGAUAUAAGUUUAUACGGCCCCAUUAACGUGGUGGGCGUCUGCAGGGAGAAUGUGACGUAAUAAUUUCGCAAGCACUUUGGUUGUAUAUGUCAUGGAUCUUGGCUGUUUCACCCCCCCACACACACACACACACACACACUGUUACACAAAGGGGUGCUUUUAAAACUUGGGAGUUUUUCUGUGUUUCGUUUGUUUGCUGGAGAUCCCUUGGAUGUAUCUGUUGGUUUCUGCAGGGACCCGUCGCUCACUAUUACGAGUGAACACAUGGUCAGAACAGAUGUCCCCGUCUUUUUCCCCACCGUGCACUCUUUGGUGGGGAUAGGGGAGGAUUCUCUUUAAGAGAAGGUCUAGUUCAAAGUAUUAGUAUUAUUUUUUUAAUGGAAAUACUUCCUGGUGAGAGACCCCAAAGAACCAUUUCGUUGAAUUUUGUUUUCCAUUUUAAAGGGUGUGGAUCUGAUUUGGUGGUGGAUAGUUAGGUACUCUAGGCAUGUUUUUGAAUAUAGCCCUCCUAAUCCUCGAACGCAGACCCCGUUGGCAAAACAGAGCUCAGCGUGGGUGGAAGCAA